AUGGCUAGAAGAAAAAACAAUCGUAGAGGAGGUAGGAAGACUUUUGGAGCGCGUGAUGACGUGCAUGCCCAGAAAGAUUGGACUGAACUCGUGAAGGAGAAUGAAAAGUGGGAGAGUUACUACAAGGCGUUAGGGUUGUUUCCAGAGGAACAGUGGGAGCAGUUUAAGAAGACGUGUCAGACGCAGUUGCCGUUAACGUUUAGGGUUACAGGAUCGAGAAAGCAUGCCCAGGAAGUUUUGCAGUUGUUUGAGGAGAAGCACUUGCCUAAUUUGACUGGCAUUGAAUGGGAUGGAGAAAAUAUUGAGGCUCCAAAGCCGCUUCCAUGGUAUCCAGACCGGUUAGCGUGGCAGCUGGAUGUGUCUAAGGGAGUGAUCCGUAAGAAUGAACAGUUUGCUAAGAUGCAGCGGUAUUUGGUUGUUGAGAAUGCUGUUGGGAAUAUAUCUAGACAAGAAGCAGUUUCUAUGAUUCCGCCUCUCUUACUUGAGGUUGAACCCCAACAUACUGUGCUAGAUAUGUGCGCGGCACCAGGGUCUAAGACUGCCCAGUUGAUUGAAGCUUUGCAUGCAAAAGGCCCAGAGCCUUCUGGGUUUGUGGUGGCAAACGAUGCUGAUUAUCGGAGAUCCCAUAUGCUUGUACAUCAACUGAAGAGACUUAACUCUGCAAACCUGAUUGUGGUGAACCACGAUGCCCAAUUCUUCCCGCGUAUAAAAACCUCCGAGGGUAGUAAAGAUUUCUUAAGAUUCGAUAGGGUUCUCUGUGACGUUCCAUGUUCUGGUGAUGGAACGAUGAGAAAGAAUAUUAAUGUUUGGAAAGACUGGGCCACUGCUUCUGGGCUUGGAUUGCAUACAGUGCAAGUAAACAUUUUGAACAGAGGUUUAAACCUAUUAAAAGAUGGCGGUAGGCUUGUUUACUCUACUUGUUCCUUGAAUCCAAUAGAAAAUGAAGCUGUAGUCGCAGCUGCGCUUAGAAAAUGGGGCGACAAAAUCAAGCUAGUUGAAUGUGGCGAUAAAUUGCCCGGGUUGAUUAGAUCUCAAGGCAUUAGCCAAUGGCCUGUAUACGACAAAGGCUUCAAUGCUAAACAAAGGUCUGACGAAGGUGUCGAUGCAAGUUGGUUUCCUCCAACAGACGAAGAGAUCAGUAAAUUUCAUUUAGAAUCUUGUGUUAGAGUUUAUCCUCACCAACAGAACACAGGUGGGUUCUUUAUCGCCGUUUUUGAAAAGGCUAGCGCAGAAGAGCCUAUUCAAACAGGAGAAAAAUCUGAAGAGCCCGAACUCAAGAAGCAGAAGAGGGAUGUAGCCCCAAAGAAGGAAAAACUACCAAGAGAUGCUAACGAAGAGCCCUUUAUAUUUGUCGAUCCUAACCAUUCUGAAUUAGCUAUUUGUUGGGAAUUCUAUGGAAUUUGCGACGAUUUUGAUAAAAGUACUUGUUUGGUUCGCAACGCAACAGGAGAACCAACUAGAGUCAUAUAUCAUGUUGCUACCGCUUUGAAACAACUAAUUCAAGCAAAUGAAGAUAGGUUAAAGAUUGUUUACUCCGGUGUCAGACUGUUUGUUUCACAAAGAAGUGAUAUUGGCUGCUCCUGGAGGAUACAAAGUGAGACAUUACCUAUAAUAAAACAUCACAUGAGUGGCAAUAGAGUCGUCGAAACUAACAUGGAAAUGUUCAAGAAAUUGUUAUUGGAAGCUUUCCCAAGAUUUGAGGAGAUGGAAGAAGCUCAUAUUGACGACAAUUUUAUUUCAAGAAUGAAAGAAUUGAGUACAGGUUGCGCUUUUAUUAAAGUUGAUCGUGGAGCUGACAAAGAAGAUCUUUUCUUACCAAUUUGGAAUGGUACUAAAUGUGUCAAUUUGAUGGUCUGUAAAGAAGAUACACAUGAGAUCCUGUACAGGGUUUUUGGAAUCGAAACUACUAGCAAGCAAAAUCCAAAGGCAGAUGCUCAAGCUAAGGCUCAAAAUGAGAAGGAAGCUUCAGAAAAUGCUCUACCCGAUGAAUCACCUGAUGAGCCCCCCACUGAUACUUCUGUACCUGUCGAAAACAAGGUCCCAGAAACUGAGUCAAACUUUGAAGCUGCUUAA
This is a messenger RNA of Eremothecium cymbalariae DBVPG#7215, 2073 nucleotides long. RefSeq names its product tRNA (cytosine-C5-)-methyltransferase (gene NCL1). NCBI's taxonomy places the organism in Eukaryota, Fungi, Ascomycota, Saccharomycetes, Saccharomycetales, Saccharomycetaceae. Bases 1 to 2073 code for a protein of 690 amino acids. Gene Ontology annotation, cellular component: cytoplasm; nucleus. Gene Ontology annotation, molecular function: tRNA (cytidine-N5)-methyltransferase activity; tRNA binding. Gene Ontology annotation, biological process: tRNA methylation. The record is from RefSeq and is a predicted model, not a curated record. The transcript has a single exon.